AUGACCUCAUUUACGAAAGGUGUGAUUCCUUCAACUGAAAAGUUUGACGGUUCUUCUUUACGUGUCUUGAUAGUACACACCCGUUGGAAUUAUGAAAUUGUAGAAGCUUUAGUUCGUGGUGCAACUGAAACGAUGACUUCAGAAUAUAAUGUGAAAGCUGAAAAUAUUUCCAUUCAAUCAGUCUCUGGUUCUUACGAACUUCCUUUUGCUGCACAAAGCCUUAUUAAAGCUUCGAAAAUGGGUACUCAAUGGUUUAAUGUCGUUAUUUGUAUUGGAGUUUUAAUCAAAGGUUCAACAAUGCAUUUUGAAUAUAUCGCUGAAGCUGUAAGUCAAGGAAUAAUGAGGGUUAGUCUUGAUAGUGGAGUACCUGUUGUUUUUGGAGUUCUCACUUGUUUGAAUGAUGAACAAGCAUUGGAAAGAGCUGGUUUAGGAGAUAGAGAAUCUAAACAUAAUCAUGGAAUUGACUGGGGACGAUGUGCGGUUGAAAUGGGUGUUAAGAAUUGUAAAUGGAUGUCUGGAAUUAUUUAA
Molecule: messenger RNA, 528 nt
Organism: Dentiscutata heterogama
Lineage: Eukaryota; Fungi; Glomeromycota; Glomeromycetes; Diversisporales; Gigasporaceae
Source: the annotation of a GenBank genome assembly